UGCCCCCUUCUCCCUCCCAGAUCCAAUCCAAGUCAGAACCACUCGCCCUCCCGCCCCGACCUCCGUCUCCAUUCUUGCGUGCGUCGGCCACCUCCCUCCGGCGGGGCUCGAGCCACACCCCCCAAGCGCCGCUGCUCCACCCUCUCCCAUGCCCAUCCACUGCACGCAUCGUCGGACUCACCAUCCUCCGCUGCACCGUGGAGAUGGGUGCGUCUGUGUCCACCCUCUCAGUGGAGGCAUAGGGGCGCCGUGGCGGUGAUGGGGAACAAGAUCGCGUUGCCAAAUCCAUCCACCGAAUCCUUGAAACCCUAGCAGCGAAAUUGACUCGAUCGAAAAAGUUCUUCGUCUUCCUUGAUUUGGUGCUGAUUUGUGGUUUGUUGGCGUGCGCGCAAGAGGAUGUGAUGGUGGAUAGGAUACCCAAGGAGUGGGAGGCCAGGCUAAGGUAGCUCGAGUUCGUGUAGCAGGCGGCCGCGCAGGCUGUCUUGCUGGUCACCGUGGCAUACGCGUAUGCCAAGCAGGGCACCGGCCCACUCCGCCCCGGCGUCGACUAUGUCGAGGGGACCGUCAAGGCCAUUGUCGGCCCCGUCUAUGACCGCUACCACGCCAUGCCGCUCAAUCUCCUCAAGUUCCUCGACCACAACGUGUGAUCUGAAUUCUGAAUGGGUCUUUUGGCGGUACAUGAAGGUCGGGAGCGCCAAGGUGCACCUCACGCGCGGUGCUGCUGGCAAGAAGGACAUGGGUGAGGCCUUCUUCGUCUUCAUGGGGAGUUCCGCAAGGAGUUCAAGCAGAAGAACCCCAAGAACAAGUCUGCCACUGCUGCAAAGCAGCCGGUGGGAGGUGGAAGAGCUUGAGCGAGUCGAUCAUGGUGUACCAGCUUUGCAAGGGCGUUGCUUUUUGCCACGGACACGGUGUCCGGCACCAUGACCUUGAGCCACACAACCUACAAAUUGGUGGAUGGGUUGGUAUCAUCUGGUUUGAUCCCAGCAAGAGGAAGUGUUCUCUUCUCUUUAUCAACCAAAGGCAGUUUCUUCUCUCAUGGAUGGAUGGGACUCCAUCAAUUUAGUAUCAGUUUAGGUGUUAGUAUGUUGUUGAUGCUUCUGUUGAUGCCAUGCUUUUUGACUUGUAAUGUGCUGAUAUUAACUGGCAGCAUUAGCUCCCAUGAUUGCUUGCUUGCUUGCUUACUCUAUAACCUGUACUGAUAAAACAUGUUAUCCUACUCCAUGAUGCUAUAUCAUUUGCAAAUACUCCUGGACAUCAGCUCCCAUGAUGUCGCAUUAGCUAUAAUUUGUACUGCUAAAAGAGGAGUGUAAACUGGAGUAUUUUUUUCAGCCAUUAUCUUUGCUUUCUUUUGGGUGGAUGCUCUCCACUGGAGUACCGCUGGGUACUGCAUCUCUUUGCAUUCCUUUUUCAGUCAGUGCUUGAACAUUUUUUUAAAGAUGAAUUGGAAUACUCCUGGACAGUAGUACAUGGAGUUAGCUGUAACUUCUUGCAGUAUUAGCUAUAGCAGUCCAUUAGGAGUAGUUUUGCAUUAGUAGCAUUAGGAGUAACUUCUUGCAGAAACUCAUUUGACACAUAUUGUCAUGCAUCAGUAGCAUGUUUGCUUGUCUUGCCUUAUUCUAUGGCUUGGUGUGGGCGGGUGCAGACACGGAGGGGUUCUACACGGAGGUUCAGGAGAAGAUCUCGCUAGGUACGACAACGUGUUCAACUGGUCCCUCAAGGCCAAUAUGAUGGGUGAAAAGGCCACCGAGUUGGCGCACAACUUCAUCGACGAGUGCGGCCUCGCUAGCCUGCUCACCCCGGAGCAGUUACUCGAGGAGCGCGAGGGCAUGCUGCAGGAGCUCUUCCCCUCCUGCGCCGUCUUGCCUGAUGAUUGCCUUCAUUCAUGUUUCGAUGUGAGCUCUAGGUCGAAGUUGGAAGAAGACAUGCAGGAUCUAGGCAUGCAUGCAUGCUCUCUUAUCCCUGCUUAUGCUCCUUAGGAGAUGUGAAUUUCUGGGACUUUUGAUGUACUCCCAGCAUUUAUCUUUUCUCUUAUCUGUGGUCUGGUGUCAUAUUAUGGUCUAAUAUUUUUUGUUUUGACUCUUUUUUUGGUGCGAGGAAAGCUGUGAGUAGACGUCAAAGAUUCCUACUUGCUUGGCUGCUACAGUGAUGCAUGCGCCGGUCAAGCAAGUACAAGCAUAUACGUACAUCUUAGGAUAGUAGCAGAUAUUCCCUCUGUUCCUGCUGUAUUCCUGUGUAAAUGUAUUUCUAAGAUGAUUUUGUUGUGUUAUGUAAACCUAGGAGAUGUGUUAUGUGAUGUGAUAUGAUGGAUGAUUUGAAUUCGACAUGGAGUUUU
Messenger RNA from Triticum dicoccoides, 2332 nucleotides. RefSeq lists its product as uncharacterized. The transcript has 6 exons. The coding region runs from base 508 to 924 and encodes 138 amino acids. NCBI's taxonomy places the organism in Eukaryota, Viridiplantae, Streptophyta, Magnoliopsida, Poales, Poaceae. The record is from RefSeq and is a predicted model, not a curated record.